Molecule: messenger RNA, 284 nt
Organism: Racocetra persica
Lineage: Eukaryota; Fungi; Glomeromycota; Glomeromycetes; Diversisporales; Gigasporaceae
Source: the annotation of a GenBank genome assembly
AUGUAUCAAGAAAGGAAAUUAAGUAGCAAAGAAAUUGAAUUUAGAGUAAAUAAUGAAUAUCAAAUCAGACAACCUAAAGGUGCACAUACCAUUCUUGAUAAACAAAAUAAUUUCAUAGGAUUUAUACUAUCUAAACCUAAACCUGAAAAAAAGAGCAUAAUAUUAUUAUGGAAUAUGAAUCUUGGUUUUUUCUCAAACAAAUUGAAACUAAUUGAAUGUUAUUCAAGGCUUUUUGAACUUAUUGAAAAAAAGAAAAAUGAAGAUAACUAUUCAAACUUUGCAGG